UGCUCCCCGAGCUAUCAAUGUGGCCUCUCUUCCCCUGUUGCCGCUCUAUCUCCACGCCGCGGCUGGUCACCACCAUUGCACUCGAUUCACAGAGAACCUUGCGAUUUAUCAAGCAUUCUGGCUCUGGAUUUGGUGUUCUGACGCCUCAUUGAACAGGCUUUCGGGAGGGAGACAGUUCGUGGAGAUGGCGUAAAGCGUGUGGUCGGUCUAGGUCAGUGGAGUCGGGGAGAUCGUGGAAUUGUUAGUGAGAAUGCGUGGUGGUGGUUGGAUGGCGAGUAGAGAGCUCAUCGCGUAGUCUGUUGUCGGAUUGUUUGCCGUAGGGAAAGUCUCUGCUGGCGAUCGGGUGCGACGAUUUCACAGUGGAAGAAUUGUGGCAUGCUCUGGGAAGUGUUUGGCGUGAAUUUCGAGUUAGAGGAAGGUGGAAAGCUGGAGGUGGAGUUCUAGGUGACAGACGGAUGUUGUACUCUGGAUCGUGAUGGAUUGGAGGGGCUGCAGGUAGAGAUUGGGACAUGAAAUGUGUGGACUAACGAUCGCGGUAGUCUGGGAGUAAGCGAAAGGCAAUAGCUGCUGCCAUGACGACCAUGUCGCCUCCAUCCGCGAUCCUGUCAUCUCAGGCGUUGGCGAAUUCGUUAGUUGUGUUAGCGCAGCAGGUUGCUAACUGUGGCAGAUCUCAAGUGUGUCAAAAGCGGAAUGCGGCGAAUCUUUCCCGUAGAAUUAAGCUGUUGUCUCCGUUGUUUGAGGAGGUACGGGACAUGAAUCCACCAAUGCCCCCAUCAGCUCUUAUCUCUUUCCGUGAGAUUUACCACGUAAUGAUGAAAACUAAGGAAAUGAUAGAAGCUUGUGGUGAAGCUAGCGUCUUCUUAUCAAUCUUUCGGAAUAAAUCCACUUCGGAGAAGUUCGAAAAAUUAACAGGCAGCCUGGCAGAUGCUUUAGAGAUAUUGCCUUUAGAUCUUCUUGAUAUUUCUGACGAAGUCAGAGAGCAAGUGGAGCUAGUUAAGAUGCAGGUUCAAAGAGCGAAGCUGUUUGUGGAUUCACUAGAGGAUGCGCUUGCGGAGGAGGUGAUCGAGCUUCUAGCACGAGUUGAGAGAGAAGAGGAGCCUGACACUAGACAAUUGCAAAGUUUAUUUGCUAAUUUGGGGCUUAAAAAUGCUAGAGAAUGUGAGAAAGAACUACAGAAGAUGGAGACGCAAUCGGAGUCGGACGAUGACUCGGAACACAGUCUCGCUUCAGUCACCAACCUCAUAGGGUUUGUCCGGUAUGGCAGGUGUGUCCUGUACGGGGUCACGGAGAUGGAAGAUAGCAACUGGUCUCAAGAGUCAUCUGUCGAAGACUCUUGUGAAUUCUCUUCGAGUGGAAGAGUUGAUGUCAUUGCGAAUCCACCCGAUGAGUUCCGUUGCCCUAUCUCACUCGACCUCAUGCGUGAUCCCGUGAUUGUUGCCUCUGGUCAGACAUACGAUCGGGUAUCAAUUUCAAAAUGGAUUGAGGAAAAUCAUACCACAUGCCCUAAGAGUGGACAGAAGCUUGGACAUCUGAAUUUGAUUCCUAAUUAUGCUCUGCGGAGCUUGAUAACUCAGUGGUGUGAGGAUAAUCAUGUUCCAUUCGAUAAGCCUGAGAAGAGCUCCAAAGGCGGAGCAGGUAACAAUCAGGUUGCGAGCUCUAAGGCCGCUCUUGAAGCAACCAAAAUGACAGCGUCCUUUUUGGUAGGUAAACUCGCGACUGGGUCUCCCGAGGUGCAGAAACAGGUUGCAUAUGAACUUCGAUUGCUUGCCAAAUGUGGCGCAGACAACAGAAUGUGUAUAGCAGACGCAGGAGCGAUUCCGUACCUGGUUACGCUUCUUUCUUCGAAGGAUCCAAAGACACAAAAAAAUGCCGUGACUGCGCUUCUCAACCUCUCAAUCUAUGACAAGAACAAGUCUUUGAUCAUCAAUGCUGGUGCCCUGGACCCUAUCAUAGCUGUCCUCAGGUUUGGAGGGAGCAUGGAGUCGAGAGAAAAUGCUGCAGCAACGCUAUUCUCCUUAUCAGUGGUGGAUGAAUAUAAGAUAGUUAUUGGAAAGAGACCUGAUGCUAUUUCUGGCCUUGUGACACUGCUUCGAGAUGGGACACCGCGGAGGGGAAAGAAAGAUGCAGCUUCUGCCCUAUUCAAUCUUGCCGUUUAUCAUGGCAACAAGUCACCUAUUGUUAAUUCAGGUGCUGUUGCGGUCCUAGUUUCGCUCCUCAGUGAAGACGAGGCUGGAGUUGCAGACGAUGCGUUAAUGGUCCUAGGCCUUGUGGCAGGAUCUACUGAAGGCCUCACGGCUAUUGCUGAGGCAAAUGCUAUUCCAAUCUUGGUCCGCCUGUUGAGAGUAGGUACUCCGAAAGGGAGAGAAAAUGCAAUCGCUGUGUUGCUCGUACUCUGCAGAAGUGGGGGAGAAAAAAUGGUUACUGCUGCGAUUGAGUGCAGCACUGCAGUUUCUUCACUGUGCUCGCUUCUAACGAUGGGCACUCCACGAGCGAAGCGUAAAGCAAGCUCCUUACUAAAGCUUAUACACAAAAGGGAGCCAGAACACCAUAACCCUCCGAGCGCCAAUUUUAUUUCUAACGCUCAUUUCGGGCAGUUGGCUACCAGGCAGUAAGCGUAGCGAGCUGUGUAAAAUCUAGUUACUUCCUUAUAGGAUAUAGAGGAUCGAGAGUAAAGUAAACUUUUGCACUCAUCGCAGCACAUUUUUUGUGCUCCUGUAUACGAUAGCAAAAUCUGUAAAUUUCAUUUUCAUCCAAGAAUUUUGAUGGAAAUUCAGCAAGAGUGUCAAAUAUUUCUUUCA
Messenger RNA from Physcomitrium patens, 2798 nucleotides. Its product is annotated as U-box domain-containing protein 1. Gene Ontology annotation, biological process: protein ubiquitination; cell surface receptor signaling pathway. Gene Ontology annotation, molecular function: protein binding; ubiquitin-protein transferase activity. NCBI's taxonomy places the organism in Eukaryota, Viridiplantae, Streptophyta, Bryopsida, Funariales, Funariaceae. The record is from RefSeq and is a predicted model, not a curated record.